AUGAAGAUUCCUUAUCAGCAAGUUGUUGAGGAAGAUCUUGAGAUGGGCGAACUAGCUAAAGGAACCGCCCCAAGACAGAACAACAAGGCAGAACUGAUUGUUGUCUUCCACAAUUACACAAUAUCCACCACAAAACUCAGCCGCCGCCAUUCCAACAGAUGGUGUGGUGAUUCUGCUACAAAAGGUGCCUCCAAUGCACAUCGCACAAUCUUCUCCGGUAUCCAACCGACAGGUGUACCACACCUAGGUAAUUACCUAGGUGCGCUGAGGGAAUGGGUUCGAUUGCAGAAGGCUGCCACCGAAGACACGAAAUUAUUCUUUUCCAUUGUGGAUUUGCAUGCGCUCACAAUACCCCAAGAACGUAGCCAGUUGAGGGCUUGGAGAAAGCAAAUGCUCGCCACAUUGAUCGCGGUGGGCCUAGAUCCGAAUCGCUCUACGCUUUUCUACCAGUCCACCGUUCAAUCGCAUACUGAGCUAUUCUGGAUUUUGUGCACGACUGCAUCGAUGGGAUAUUUAUCACGGAUGACUCAAUGGAAGAGCAAGCUUCAGUUACCCGAUGAUGUGACUUUGGAUAGUCAAGCAGCAAGAACCGAGUUGCGGCUUGGUCUUUUCUCGUAUCCCGUCCUCCAAGCAGCAGAUAUACUGGUGCAUAGAGCUACUCAUGUGCCCGUUGGUGAAGAUCAGAGGCAACAUCUCGAAUUCUCUCGGAAUCUCGCGAAUGGGUUCAAUCAUCGCUAUGGCCAAAUCUUCCCGGCUCCGGAGGCUCUUAUAUCGCCCGCUAAGCGAGUGAUGUCUCUCAAAGAGCCUACACUCAAGAUGUCCAAGUCCCAUCAUGAUCCUCGAUCCAGGAUUCUUCUUACCGACUCUCCUGAGGAUAUUCGUAGGAAGGUGAAGGUUGCUCUUACAGAUUCAGAAGCCGGUGUAACGUAUGACCCAGUUCGCCGGCCGGGGGUCUCUAAUCUUAUAGAGCUUCUUAGUCAUUUCGAUGGGAGAUCAUGCGAAGAGCUGGUCUUGGAGUACCAGUUCACCAGUCUCAGAGCUCUGAAGGAAACCCUCGCUGGUCAGGUUUCGAACAGCCUUGCGCCUAUUAGGGAAAAGUACUUGCAGCUCAUUGGAGAUGACAGUGGGUAUCUAGAUGCUGUUUCGGAACGAGGCACUCUCACAGCUAGGGCCAAUGCUGAACAAACCAUGAAUCUUGUCAGGGACGUGAUGGGACUGUGAAAGGGCCCUGUUUCAAUAUCUGAUUGUCUGUUGAUAGUAGCAAGGCACCCUUUGCACUGUCAAGCCGCUGACUAAGCAAACAAACCUUACAAUCUCAUGCCUGACAUGCCGGGCAGGGUGCAGCCCAACAGGUAAAUUACCAUUUCUGUUAUACAACAAUUGCAUGGUCGUGGAUCGACCAUAUCCUG
This is a messenger RNA of Aspergillus saccharolyticus JOP 1030-1, 1409 nucleotides long. RefSeq names its product tryptophan--tRNA ligase MSW1. The coding region runs from base 1 to 1221 and encodes 406 amino acids. Gene Ontology annotation, molecular function: tryptophan-tRNA ligase activity; ATP binding. The transcript has 6 exons. Gene Ontology annotation, biological process: mitochondrial tryptophanyl-tRNA aminoacylation. Gene Ontology annotation, cellular component: mitochondrion; mitochondrial matrix. NCBI's taxonomy places the organism in Eukaryota, Fungi, Ascomycota, Eurotiomycetes, Eurotiales, Aspergillaceae. The record is from RefSeq and is a predicted model, not a curated record.